Molecule: messenger RNA, 1894 nt
Organism: Pyrus x bretschneideri (Chinese white pear)
Lineage: Eukaryota; Viridiplantae; Streptophyta; Magnoliopsida; Rosales; Rosaceae
Product: F-box/kelch-repeat protein At1g16250
Molecular function (GO): protein binding
Source: RefSeq, a predicted model, not a curated record
UUCGUUGGUAGGAAUGGGACUACAUGAUUAAUGAUUAUGUUAUGUUUCACAGCAACCAAUGAAUACUUAGGUUGUCUCUAAAAAUAAAAGAGAAAACCAAUUUAUCCUCCCAUAAAAUGAAUCUGCGUCUGUGGGAUCUUGGUCGUCGUCUUCUUCUUCCCCAUCAAGUUCUGAAAGUAAGUGAUGAGAGCCGCAGAGGAUUGGAGCCGCUGAAACUGCAAAAGAAGCUAGCUUGGAUUUCAUUUUCUACCCAGAAUCCAGAAGGCCAAACAAUGCAUUUACCUGCCAUUUUUGUAGGUUUUUUAUUUCUGUAGGGGAGUUGCAGGUGCCCAUUUCAGAUUCAUAAGAAAAAGGAACCAUUUUUUUUUUUUUCUGGAUAUAUUGAUUCAUGUAAGAAAUUGUUUCUCUCAGCUCCCAACUAACAUAUCAAUUUUGUUCAGUAAGAAUGCCAUGCUUAAAAUUUUGUAGAAAUGGUGUAUGGGUCAAUCCGAAAUUUUGAAUUUUAGCUGAUGGAUGAACUCUCAUACGACUGUUACUUGGGAAUCUCUGCACCAAUGUGUUAUUCCUGGAUUGCCUGAUGAUUUGGCAUUGAGAUGCUUGGCAAUGGUGUCUCAUGGGUACCAUGGAUUGCUCGAAACUGUCUCCAAGACGUGGAGAGAUUUAUUGCGCAGCUCGGACUAUGCCAACUAUAAAGCUAGAGAAGAAUGGUGCGGCAACUGGCUGUUUGUACUUACAGAAGGAUCUAACAAUGAGUGGGUUGCUUAUGAUUCUGAAGCUGAUAGGUGGCAUCCUUUGCCAAAGAUUCCCACGGUUCAUGGUGACUGGAAACACACUGGAUUUUCGAGUAUUAGUGUCUGCAACCGAUUUUUCGUUAUUGGAGGGUCCUAUGAGCAGAACUGAUCCACCGUUCCCCACAAAAAGCCUUUGGUAACAAAUGAGGUUAUGCUGUUUGAUCCGUUUAAGAAACAAUGGACCAGUGUGGCAAGCAUGAUCACACCGCGUACUCAUUUUGCAUGUAGUGUUGUUUCCGGUAAAAUUUACGUUACUGGGGGCCGCAACUUAUCUUGCACCAGAGGGCUUGCUCUUGCCGAGGUUUAUGAUCCAGUGGCUAAUAAAUGGGAGGAGUUGCCGCCAAUGCUUAAUCCUCAGAUGGACUGCUUAGGUUUAUCAUACAAAGGCAGAUUUCAUGUUCUCAGUGACCAAGUAGGCCUGCCGGACCAAAAUACCUCCGAGGUUUUUACUCCAUCCGAGGGAACAUGGUGCACCGUGGAAGACAUCUGGCCUUUUUCUAGGGCAAUGCAAUUUGCAGUUCAGGUGAUAGGAGAUAAUCAAAUAUAUACUGUUGUAGACUGGGGCGAGAGCUUGAUUAAAACAAGGGAUACUGAGGGAGAGUGGUACAACAUAGGCUCAGUUCCAUCGGUGAUUUUUCGCGAUCACCCUCGGCAGCUGGAGGCUUUUGGCUACGGUUUUGCUGCCUUAAGACGCGAACUUUAUGUUCUGGGAGGGAAGGCUCUCAAGUGGGAACAAUCUGGUGCCGGGAGGUUUGACAUUGUGAAGUUGGGUGUGGUGAGGGUUUGCAACCCCUCGGUUAAGCCAUUAAAAUGGAGGGAAACUAGACCGAUGACUGGGUCAGCUCGUGGCACCGUGAUAGGGUGUGCAUCCAUGGAAGAAGAAUCUUCAUUUUGAACGCGGUAAAGUUGCAUGCCGACGCGAAAAUCGGUUGAUUUUCAGCUGCCUAACUGACUAACUGACAAGAAAAGCCUUGCCGGAAGAAUGUAAUCAAAUUUGCCAAAGGAAGCUGCUUUGGCUUUUGAUUCUGUAAUGCUACAAAACUGUGUACCACCAAUGUGUUUUGAAACUAUAUAAUUAAAUUAAAUUGAGAUUUAUUUUUUAA